AUGAAACUGUGGACAGAUUAUCAUUCAGUGUGGAGUGUACAUGUAAUGGACAACAGGGCUCUUUACUGAGGACUGAGUCCACAAAAUAUGGCACUGCCCUCAGUGAUGAAAGAUGGAGAGCACUGAAAGUGACUUACUGGACGCUCUAAAAGAGCUGCAGGAGACGGAUCUGAAAGAGUUCCAGUGGCGUCUGACCAAUGGUGUGGACGGUUCUAAACGGAUUCCCAGGAGUCAGACGGAGAACAUUGACAGACCCGACACUGUGGACAGGAUGGUGCAGUAUUAUGGCCCAAAUGGAGCUGUGGACAUCACCCUGAAGAUCCUGGAGAAGUUAAAUCUGAACCAGCUCGCUGAGAAGCUCAGACAGAAGAUGAAUCUCAGAAAGCGUAGUAAAGCUUUCAGUAACAACAAUCCACAACAAUCCACAACAAUCACUGGAACAGCAGUUCGAUUGAAGAUGGAGAAACACAGUCAGGCAAUUGAAGAUUUAAGAUCUGAGAAAGUGAGGCUGGAGCAGAAGGUGGAUGAUUUAAGUAUGAAUCUGGAGGAGGAAGUGAAGGAUUUAAGAUUAAGAGUGAAGGACCUGGAGGACAUCAUAAAGAGAACGGAAGAAAAAGCAGAUCACAAAUCAGAUUCUACUGAUCCACAUGUUCCACAAGGUUUUCUGGUACGCAGUGGUGCAUCGGGUUCUGCUGAUCAGCCUGAUCCACAGGGUUCUCAGGGCCGCAGAAGAGAACCGGGUUUUAGUUAUCUGACUGAUCAACGGAGUACUGAGGACCGCCGGGGAGCUUCAAUGCCAUGUUUUACGCAGGAUUCCUGCAGAGCAGAAAAGGAUUUUAUUGUUGCACCCAAGUCUAGAGACACAGCACUUUCUAUUGCUAUUCAGAUCGGCGCAUCAUUCAGUGGAUACAGUUUCCAAUUUAGAGCAAGAAAACAGAUUCGGAGUCCUAAAUGGGGUUUAGAAUAUGGUUAUGAUACCCCCCAAACACCUACCUGUAUUCUGUUUGAUGAAGAUGGAGAGUUUUUAAAGUUUGGUUAUGAUGCUGUAAUGACAUACACCAGGCAGACAUCAAGAAAUGAGGCACAGAGGCUGUACUACUUCGACAACUUCAAAAUGGAGCUCUGUGGAAAGGAGUUACACAGAGAGCUGAAGAUAAGAGACAGAAGUGGUAAAGAAAUGAGAGCUAUGAAAGUUUUCUCUGAGAGUCUGAGGUUCAUUAAAGAUCAUGCCCUGGAGACGAUCGGAAAGCACACAGCUGGAAGGAAUUUCUCUGCCUCUGACGCUACAUGGAUUCUGACAGUUCCAGUCAUUUGGAGCUCUGCAGUUAAACCGUUCAUGAGAGAAGCAGCUACAGAGGCUGGUCUGGUGGCAGAGUCUGAUGCUGAAAGACUGAUUGUAAUUCUGGAAUCAGAAGCUGCCUGUGUGUGGUGUAAAAAAUUACCAAUUGAAGGCUUCAUGGAAGGAGAUCUUGAAGAAUCAAAGACGAUAGAAGAUGUUCCAGGAACACAGUACAUGGUGGUGGACUGUGGAGGUCUCCGGUCUGCAGAAUUUCCCCUUCUCACAACAUCCAGAUUACACGAUGAAACCAUUGAUAUCACAGUUCAUGAGGUGAUGGAUGGAGGUCGUCUAAAGGAGCUGUACAUCGUAUCAGCAAAUGACAUGGGUGGACAGACAGUGGACAAUAACUUCAGAUCAUUCCUCAGAGAGAUUUUCUCUGAUAAAGUGUUUGAUGAGUUUGAGGAAAAUCAUCCCACUGACCUACAAAAGUUAAUACUAUCACAGGACACCCAGCAAUAA
Colossoma macropomum (tambaqui) is the source of this 1798-nucleotide messenger RNA. Its product is annotated as heat shock 70 kDa protein 12B-like. The record is from RefSeq and is a predicted model, not a curated record. NCBI's taxonomy places the organism in Eukaryota, Metazoa, Chordata, Actinopteri, Characiformes, Serrasalmidae. The transcript has 18 exons. Bases 113 to 1798 code for a protein of 561 amino acids.